Molecule: messenger RNA, 1841 nt
Organism: Nanorana parkeri
Lineage: Eukaryota; Metazoa; Chordata; Amphibia; Anura; Dicroglossidae
Gene: STK17A
Product: serine/threonine kinase 17a
Exons: 8
Coding region: 89-1342 (417 amino acids)
Biological process (GO): intracellular signal transduction; protein phosphorylation; positive regulation of apoptotic process
Cellular component (GO): nucleus
Molecular function (GO): ATP binding; protein serine/threonine kinase activity
Source: RefSeq, a predicted model, not a curated record
UCGGUUGGCUACGGGUGAAGGCAGUUUCAGCCGUUGGAUCUGUGAGUGGUGUGUGCACAGCUCUCCGGCUCCGUGUGCAGGACGUGGUAUGUUUGUUAUCGGGAUGAUCCCUGAAGAAAACUAUGGCAUGAUGGAUACAUUUUGUAGCACACCGAGGACUGCAAGGAAACAGCAAGACAAGAGAAGUCAUGAGAGGCCAGGCCUUCUUGCAGAGCCCACUACUCCGAUCCAGAGCCAGCCAUUUAUGUCUCGUUACACUAUAGCCCCAGGCCAUGAGCUGGGCAGGGGGAAGUUUGCUGUUGUGCGAAAAUGUAUUGAAAAAGAAACCGAGAAGGAGUACGCCGCAAAGAUUAUGAGAAAACGGCGGAAGGGCCAAGAUUGCCGCAUGGAAAUCCUUCAUGAGAUUGCAGUACUGGAACUUGCACUUGGGAACCCUUGGGUCAUCAAACUGCAUGAAGUCUAUGAAACAGCCACUGAAAUGAUCCUGGUCUUAGAAUAUGCUGCUGGGGGUGAAAUCUUCAACCAGUGUGUAGCAGAAAGAGAAGAGGCCUUCAAAGAGAAGGAUGUCCAGAGGCUUAUGAGGCAGAUCUUAAAGGGAGUUUCAUUUUUGCACAGGCACAAUGUGGUGCAUCUUGACCUCAAGCCACAAAACAUUCUGUUGACCAGUGACAGUCCUCUAGGAGACAUAAAAAUAGUGGAUUUUGGGCUGUCCAGAGUAGUGAAUAACAACGAGGAACUGAGAGAAAUUAUGGGGACACCAGAAUAUGUUGCCCCUGAAAUCCUGAGUUAUGAACCAAUCUUCACAGCUACUGAUAUGUGGAGUAUUGGGGUACUGGCUUAUGUCAUGCUCACGGGCACCUCUCCUUUCCUGGGAGACGACAAGCAGCACACAUUCUUAAACAUUUCCCAGCUGAAUGUCAGUUACACAGACGGGGACUUUGAAGGGAUAUCGGAGCUGGCUAUUGAUUUUAUCAAAGCACUUUUAGUGAAGGAGCCAGAAGGUCGGGCAAGUGCAGAGGAAUGUCUCCAGCAUCCAUGGCUAGCUGAAGGUGAUCUCCCGGAUCCUUAUGCUAGUGCUAUGAAUUCUGUACAGGACAGCAGCCAAGCAGUACAAUCGGAGGAGGAGGAGCUGAAAGCGGAAAGUUCCCUGGAAACCAGUCCAGGUCAGGAAGACUCGGAAGAACAGACUGUGACCGAGGAGUUGAUAUUAAUGGCUUCUUACACAUUGGGACAGUGCAGACAGACUGAAAUAGAAAAACAAUCUGAAUCUAAAGCCAUUACGAAGAGAUUUAAGUUUGAAGAGCCAAUGUUGCAAGAGAUCCCUGGAGAUUUUAUCUACUGAGCUCUGGCACUUGGAACUGUGACUUCUAGAGCUCGGAAGUGUUUUCUUCUUAGUUAUUGAGCUUCUUGAUUGACCAGAAGUUUAAGUCAGCCUGCUGACUACUGGUUACCAUGGCAAGACGAAUUUGAUUCAACAGGGCCAUGUUCAAUCUCAGAUUAAGCAAGAUCUGUCUAUUUUGAGUAUUUUUUUUUUAUUUUAUUUUUUCUGGUUUGUGCCUAAACACCACCAUAUUCUCCAAUACACGGAUUCCUUGACAUGGCAGCAUAUCGGCUCCUGCGGUCCAUUCUAAGAUGUGGUUAGAGCAAUACUGGAAAAGACUUUUUUUUUUUUUUUUUCUACAAACAUUUUUGUUGGAAUAAAUAUAUUUUAAUAAAAAGAAAGUAAAUGUAAAAUUGAAAAAGCUUUGGGCAGUAUGUGCCUGCAACCUGAAGCUUGUAAGAAAGGUCUUAAGUAGCUUAUCAGCUAAUUUGCAUACAUAUAGAUGAACGUAUGGUACUUC